UCUGGCGGGGUUGGCGGGGACUCCCGGGCCGCCUCCCUCGGCCUCCGCUCCACGGUCACCCGGGUAAACAGAGGCUUGGUGCGCGGCCAGCACAGCUGCAGGCCACUGGCCCCGGCGUCGCUCCGACCCGCCCGCGGCCGCCAAGCCCCUCCUCCCGAGAAGCUGCGGGGCCGGCGCUGGAAGUGGCGGGCGGAGGGCCCCGAGCAGGGCAGGGCGGUGCGGCGCCGGAGCCCGGCAUGGAGGGCACGGCGGGGGACCCAUACCGGCGGCCAGCGCGGCGCACGCAGUGGCUGCUGAGCGCCCUGGCGCACCACUACGGGCUGGACCGCGGCGUGGAGAACGAGAUCGUGGUGCUGGCCACGGGCCUGGACCAGUACCUGCAGGAAGUCUUCCACCACCUGGACUGUCGCGGCGCCGGCCGCCUGCCCCGCGCCGACUUCCGCGCGCUCUGCGCGGUGCUGGGGCUGCGCGCCGAGGGGCCGGGGGCCGGCGAGGGAGCCGCGGAGGCCGUGGCCGCGGGAGAUGCGAACCCCGCAGGCAUGAGCCCCGGGGACGGGGACGCGGAUGUGGACGAGGAGGCACGGCUGGCGCUGUGUGCCGAGCCGCCCGAACUCACCUUCCGCCAGUUCCACGCGCGCCUCUGCGGCUACUUCGGCGCCCGCGCGGGACCCCGGCUGCCCCGUGGCGCCUUAAGUGAACACAUAGAAACGCAGAUCCGCCUGCGCCGCCCGCGUCGCCGCCGCCGCCCGUCCCGCGAGCCGGGCCCCGAUGGCGGCCCCGGAGGCGACGCGGCCGGCGAGCGCGUGGCGCGGCUGGAGGAGGAAAACAGCAGCCUGCGCGAGCUGGUGGAGGACCUGCGCGCUGCGCUGCAGAGCAGCGAUGCGCGCUGCCUGGCGCUCCAGGUCGGCCUUUGGAAGAGUCAAUCUGGUGGCCACGGAGAGGGGCUCGGAGAGCCCGAGGCAGCAACGGUGCGGGAGCUGCAGCAGGUGCGGGGCGCCCUGGCGGCGGCCGAGGCCCGUGCGGGACGGCUGCGCCAGGGCCAGGCCGAGGUGCGGCGGCGCGCGGAGGAGGCCCGGCGGGCAGUGCUGCGCAGCCUGCGCCGGGUGCGGGAGCUGGAGGCCGUGGCGCAGCAAGUGCCCGGCCUGCAGCGCUGGGGGCAGCGGCUAGAGGCGGAGCUGCGGCGCUACAGGGCAGAGGGUCCCCAACUCCCAACAACUGCCCGGGCCAGCCCAGAGCCAGGAGUCUCAAGUGGGGAACUUGAGGACGGUGGGACCAGAGAUCCUGACGCCCUGACGGGAGCCUCAUCACUGGAUAGCAGCUCCGGGAGCAGAGCCCUGGACGAAGUGGGUGAGCAGCUGUUCCGCUCUGUGGAGGGCCAGGCCGCCUCGGAUGAGGAAGAUGAGGAAGAGGAGAAAUGGCGGGCAGAGCACAGGUCACCAGCAGCUGAGGUCAAGGCCCUGCCAGCUUGGCCCUCCAACUGCGGGAGUGGGUGUGGUGGCCAGACAGCCACGAAGCUGAAAACUCACUACGGCCCUCCAGGCAUCGCUGACCACACCUGCAGCCCUGGGGAGCUGGAGGCCCCCGCCAGUGGCUCCAUGGUGCAGCGGCCAGGCACCCAGGGCUGUGGCGGGAAGGUGCUAGGAACCCUGGGAGAGGAGGUGGACCUGCGGCACAGAGGAGAGACCGAGCUCCUGAGGCUGGAGCUGCAGAUGGUGGAGACAGAGAGGGUGCGGCUGUCCCUGCUGGAGGAGAAGCUGGUGGACGUGCUGCAGCUGCUGCAGAGGCUCCGGGACCUGAACAUAUCGAAGAAGGCCCUGGGCAGGACACUGCUGAGUGCGCUGGAUGCUCGCAGGGACCCCACCCAAGACGCGAGCUCCAGUCCCGCGGCCACCCUGGACGCCCUACACCAAGCCUUGGCCAGCUGCGAGCUCUUGCGGAGACAGCCCCCCAGCCCGUGCCCAUCAGCCCCCGUGCUCCCCAACCCCCUCCUCAUCUCCUGCUGA
This is a messenger RNA of Ochotona princeps (American pika), 2003 nucleotides long. It is a transcript of the gene EFCC1, whose product is annotated as EF-hand and coiled-coil domain containing 1. NCBI's taxonomy places the organism in Eukaryota, Metazoa, Chordata, Mammalia, Lagomorpha, Ochotonidae. Gene Ontology annotation, molecular function: calcium ion binding. The transcript has 9 exons. The coding region runs from base 237 to 2003 and encodes 588 amino acids. The record is from RefSeq and is a predicted model, not a curated record.